Messenger RNA from Centrocercus urophasianus (Greater sage-grouse), 1486 nucleotides. It is a transcript of the gene AIP, whose product is annotated as aryl hydrocarbon receptor interacting protein. Lineage: Eukaryota; Metazoa; Chordata; Aves; Galliformes; Phasianidae. The transcript has 5 exons. Gene Ontology annotation, molecular function: protein binding; peptidyl-prolyl cis-trans isomerase activity. The coding region runs from base 89 to 904 and encodes 271 amino acids. The record is from RefSeq and is a predicted model, not a curated record.
CUACACUCAGGCCACCUUCCACUACCGGACGCUGCGGUGCGAACCCGAGGAGACGGUGCUGGAUGACAGCCGAGCGCGGGGCAAGCCCAUGGAGCUGAUCGCCGGAAAGAAGUUCAAGCUGCCUGUGUGGGAGGCGAUACUGCGCACCAUGCGGCCCGGCGAGCGCGCCCGCUUCCGCUGCGAGUCCAAGCACGUGGUGCUGUACCCUCUGGUGGCCAAGAGCCUGCGCAACAUCGCGGCGGGGAAGGACCCUCUGGAGGGGCAGCGGCACUGCUGCAGCAUCGCCCAGCUGCACGAGCACUACUCGCUGGGCUACCCCGACCUGGACGAGCUGCAAAAGAACCCCCAGCCCCUCAUCUUCGACAUCGAGGUGCUCAAGGUGGAGGAGCCUGGCUCCUACCAGCAGGACCCCUGGGCCAUGACGGAUGAGGAGAAGCUGCAGGCCGUGCCCCUGAUCCACCAGGAGGGCAAUGAGCUGUACCGGCAGGGCAAGGUGCAGGAGGCAGCCACCAAGUACUACGACGCCAUCGCCUGCCUCAAGAACCUGCAGAUGAAGGAGCAGCCCGGCUCUCCGGACUGGAUUGAGCUGGACCAGAAGAUCACCCCACUGCUAUUGAACUACUGCCAGUGCAAGCUGCAGAGUGAGGAGUACUACGAGGUGCUGGACCACUGCUCCUCCAUCCUCAACAAGUACGAGGACAACGUCAAAGCCUACUUCAAGCGGGGCAAGGCUCACGCGGCCGUGUGGAAUGUGGCCGAGGCGCAGGCUGACUUCGCCAAGGUGCUGGCACUGGACCCCUCACUGCGCCCUGUGGUCAGCAAGGAGCUGCGCAGCCUGGAGGUGCGCCUGCGCCAGAAGGAUGCAGAGGACAAGAUCCGCUUCAAGGGCAUCUUCUCCCAGUAGAGCCCGCCAUGCUCUCCGGGCCAAUUCUGUUAGAUAUUCCACAUGUGGAAUGGUUUUCCAUGUUUAUUAAUGUUUAAUACAACGUUUAUUGGAAGUCAGCGGAAGGCGCGUGGGAUUUCGGCGCGGCGCAGAAGGCGCGGUGUUGAGUGCUGGGCCGUUGGCUGGCAACAGAAGCAUGGAUCUCCUCACUGAGCCCCAGACUGCGCCCCACGGCACAACGGUGGGGAACCCAGUGGAGGAAAUGAGCCCAGGCCAACGCUCUUCCACGCUGCUUUUUAUUCCCUGUUUGGUUUUUAUCCUUUCUGUUGGGCCAAGCUGUGCUGCGUGGGUCUAGGGGAGCCCAUUAAUGACUGACUGCAAGAGCUCCAGUGCCAAGGCUGUACCCCAUCCCUUCCCUUCCAUGCCACAUCCUGCACUGCCACUUCGCAAGGCUGCCGCUGCCAGCUUGCAGCUGCGUUUCCUCUGUACUGCACCACAACAGAGCUGUAAACUUUUUAUCUGAACUACUGGUUUCCACUGCGUAUAUAAAGCCAUGAUCAUGCUAUACCGAGAUAAACACAAGUAAAACUCAUCAUAGAAAGA